Pseudophryne corroboree (corroboree frog) is the source of this 3672-nucleotide messenger RNA. RefSeq lists its product as uncharacterized. NCBI's taxonomy places the organism in Eukaryota, Metazoa, Chordata, Amphibia, Anura, Myobatrachidae. The record is from RefSeq and is a predicted model, not a curated record. Bases 233 to 2836 code for a protein of 867 amino acids. Gene Ontology annotation, cellular component: membrane; cytoplasm. The transcript has 11 exons. Gene Ontology annotation, biological process: regulation of translational fidelity. Gene Ontology annotation, molecular function: double-stranded RNA binding; nucleotidyltransferase activity; tRNA binding.
CACCCUCAGAGGUACUGUAGUAGAGACUAUAAAACCUGUCUCUCCAGCACAAUCACUCAGCAAGCAGUGGAUGCUGUACAAGAGAAGAGAGCACCUGUUCCCUGGAAAACAGGUCCCAAAUACAUUUCUGCAUCUUGCAUUUUAAGGACAUUUAAUGGAAUACAUAUUUGGAUGAAUACAUAUAUUGGUGAAGAACAGUUUUCAGCAAGUCAUUUCUAUAGAGCAUAUUAUCAUGGAGGGAUUUCCUGCAGUAUUUUACAGUGAACCUGCUGCGCUGGGGCUCCUUGCAAAUGCCGUUAGUGCUUUCCUCGUUUGUAUGCAAAACUUCUCUCUGUUUAACACCUCUAUUACUGCUGGAGGAGUGGAAAACAUUCUCGCAGGUGUUCACUUGAUCCUAAUUGGAGGUGUAACUCAGCUCAUUGCGGGAUUCCUGUCAUUUCGAAAGUAUGACCAUUUAAGUGGCACCUCAUUCCUGGCCUUCUCUGCCUUGUGGAGCAGCUAUGGGGCUACUCGUAUUAUUGUGGGCUCAGAAUCAGUUUCCCACAAUAGCUCAGCUGUGCCAACUCUUCCUCAGAUUCCAGUUAAUGAGGGUGCAGUGGCCGGGUUGGUAGCUUAUAUUUUCAUCGCGUUCAUCCUGGCUUUCUGCUCAGCGACGGUCAACUAUAUUAUGCCUUUUGUAUUUGGGGCCAUUACACUAACACUAGUUUUUGAGGCGAUAGGGCUGUUUGGUCGCUGGGCCCUGGUAGUCUCUGGUGUACUGGAGUUAAUAAUAGUGCUAUGUGGACUUUAUGGUGCAGGAGCUCUUCUACUAAAAGGCAUCACUCAGAAAUAUGUUCUUCCAGGCUUUGGCAAUUCUCUUUUCAAUGUCCUGCUUCUGGGUUCUGCCAAUCGCAACUCUUCAAAAAAUACUGGAGAAGAAAAGAAAAAAAAUACAAAGUAUGCUGAACCAAUGGCACUAGGUUACCUGUGUGACACCAUUUCUCCUUUCAUUAUGGCAUUCUACUGCUUUGGAUACAUGAAGACAUUCUAUGUAGGUUCCAUAUGGAUCAGCAUCAUUGUCCUCUCUCAGUUGUGUUCUAGCUACUACAGUUAUCUACGGGAUGAUGUUUACCAUGCUACGAAAUUUGCUUUCCAUGGUACCUUCUGGCUGGUGAAGUCAUGGGAAGAGUUUACCGUUACAGUUGUCCUCACACCUGGAAAUGUCUCCAAUAGCAGACAGUUGAUGGUUGGUGACUGGUUCUUUUUGGCUGCUGCAUGUCUAUUCUGCUUUUUAUCAUUAAAUAAAGACAUUCUAGAAGUGACUCACAAUACUGCAUUUGCCCUCAUGACUAUAUCCACAAUCCAGCAGAUACCAAGUGCAGCUGCUUACAUAUUCUUUGGAGUGACUUGCAGCAUAUUUACUGUACUUUCCCUUUACACAUCAUUUGCCAGUCUUGUUAAUUCAAUUGCAGAGAAAGUACUAAUACCCAUUGGGAACAUAGUGAUAUCAAGUGCCAAGUUUCAGGAUGCCUUGGUUUGGUGCAGACGAAACCUACAAAAGUCUGAGCAGGAAUUGGACAUCAAGGAAAAUCUCAGUUCUUGCUCCUCAGAUCCCCUGUUCUACAUCUGCAAUGGAUUAGCAGCACUGGCUGCUAUCCAGAGUUCAUUGGACCAUAACAUCCAAGCACAUUUGUCUAUUCCUUGGGUACUUAUACCUGGUGCUAUCAUGCAGCUGUAUGUCUGUAGAAUUGAUGUACAAGGAGGUCGAAGAUUUGGCUCAGUUCUGCCAUUUUGUUAUGCUGCUAUCUGGGCGACAUGGGUAUGGCUGCGUUUUGCAGGUUCUUUGCUCGGAAUCGCUACAAAUAAUGAUGGAGGAUUCACAGUCGGUGCAAUUGCUUUUUUAAUUGUCAACAUAUUUUUAGUUGCCAUUGCUUCUUAUGCUAAUACAGUCCUGAUUCUUCUAACCCUUAUGAUGGAGGCCGUGGUUGUCAGUUUCCUUCUCUUCACAUUGGAAAGACUUCCUCUUGAGCUUGAAAUAACGGUGCUGUCCAUCUUUAGCAUUAUUUGUCUCUACGGGUUACUGGCAUCGCUGACAAACUGUUUGUUCAACAAAGAGCUAAUCCCACUGGGACCUUCAGUGUUCAAGAAAGUGGAGCUAGAGAAGGAAGAAGUACCCAGCUCAUGUCUCCUUCCUGAGUCUCGUCGUACAAGCGGAUUGAGAACGAUAGCGACAAUACUGGAGAGUGGAGGUGUGUGUGGAAUUCCCACAGACACAGUCUAUGCACUGGCUGCUUCCUGCAAACACCCCGAAGCCAUCAGUAGGAUUUACACUAUAAAGGAACGUCCUUCAGAGAAACCCAUCUGCAUCUGUAUUUCUAACUUGGAGCAGCUGCGGGUGUUAAAUCCUCCAUUCAGUCCUCUCUUGUGGCGGUUCAUGGACUCAGUCUAUCCUGGAGGGAUAAGCUGCAUUGUGAAGAAGGGGGAAUGGCUAAAAAGAUUAGGUGUGGGGCCUGCCUAUGAUUAUGUUGGAACCCAAGACUCCAUUAUGAUCAGAGUUCCUGAUCACUCUGUCACAGCCCAUCUUACUGACGUGACAGGACCUUUAGCAAUCACCUCAGCCAAUCCAAGUGGAGAAAGCGAUAGUACUCACCAUGACCACGUGAUAACACGUCUGAGCCACAAACUGGAUGCGAUUCUGUGUGAUGGCUGUUCCAAUGAGCUUGUGGGAUCAACUGUAGUAAUCUGUACCAAAAUAGAUGAAGGGACUAUCAGUAUAUUACGGGAAGGCUGUGUGCCGGCUGCUAGGAUUAUGCAGUUAUUUGAGCGUGCUAAGAACAUGGAGGAAGAUGUGCUGUAGUAACAUGGAAAGAAAUGCUGCAUUGGCCACCGACCUAUUUACAUAAAUAACAAAUCCUGCAGGCGGGACUCAAAAUGUGUUACCUUGUUAAUAUGUUUACAUAUGUGUGAAAACAUUGUAUGCUCACUGUGUAUAGUGUUUAAAUUGAAAAUGAAGAAUUUGAAGCAUUUAUACUGUUUAACCUAUUUAAGUCAUUAUAGCAUAUGACAAAGUAUUAUCAGCAGUCUAAAUCAGUGAAAUGCACUGCGGUGGGGCAGAUGAGGCAGAGCCCUUCCUGUCAUACUAAUGAAUGCACCAGAGUUCUGACUAUAUAAAGUAUAUGAAAAAUACAAAGAAUAUAUUAAAAAUAUCUUCUUUGUAAUAUACUAAUUAUUUUUAUAUUCAAGACUCUGGAGUAGCAAAAAAGACUCCUUAACAAGAAGAACAGGCGCUUAGUAUAAAGUUGCUGCACCAAGCAGCUGGCGUAAAUACGGGAGAGUCACUCCUGAGAUAACAAACAAGAAAAUAUACACAAAUGGCAGCACUACUGAUGAAGUGAUUGGAUAUAAACAAUGUUUAAAAAAUGUAACAAUUUAUUAUAAUAGAAACAAUAAAACCAUUAAAAAUGGCAAUUUCUCUCCUCAAAAUACAUAAUAUAAAUGUAUACACCACAUUCAGUUAAUUUCUCUAUAGAUCAUUAGACCAAUACGUGUCUGUUCCUAUAUGAUAUGCCCAGGUAAGUCCACUAGUCGAUAGAGGAUAUAUUGUAUCAGCACAGUUCGGUUUGUAAAUAUUUACCGGUCACCAAUUUAGAGGUGGAAAAGCUUCCAUACAUGAGAGUCCAUGUUAGGCUUGUG